Molecule: messenger RNA, 1176 nt
Organism: Cladophialophora carrionii CBS 160.54
Lineage: Eukaryota; Fungi; Ascomycota; Eurotiomycetes; Chaetothyriales; Herpotrichiellaceae
Exons: 2
Coding region: 1-1176 (391 amino acids)
Biological process (GO): rRNA processing; ribosomal large subunit biogenesis
Cellular component (GO): nucleolus; nuclear periphery; preribosome, large subunit precursor
Source: RefSeq, a predicted model, not a curated record
AUGGCGAAGAAAAGCAAAUUGCUCGCGGCGCUAGACGCACAUCAGGGCCGUGACUACCAGGCCGAGAAAAGAAAAGCACAAGUGAAAGCGGCCGAGAAACGGAAGAGGCAGAAACUAGACACUCCACAGCGAGCUGAGAACGAAGACGAUAUGAUAGAGAACAACGAACAGGCAUCACACACGGCAGAGGAGACGCACCAGCCUGCCGCAUCAACAGAGAAGGACGACUUCGCCGACUUUGACGGAGACGAGAAUGCGGCUGUGGACGACAAAGCCAGCACCACAAUCCCACAACCUGUCCAAUCCGCCGACGCGGCCGCCUCCGCGUCUGAAGCAGAAGACGAAUCCGACGUCCCUGUAUCAGACCUCGGCGACUCCGACCUCGAAGACGCAAUCCCCUACCAAAAGAUGACCAUCAACAACGGUCCCGCGCUGGUCGCCUCGAGGACCCGCAUCGCCGUCGUGAAGAAUCCGAAAACCACACCCUUCCACCACCAUAAUUCCCUCAUCUCCUCCCUGGGACCCGCGAGCGAAUCCAUACCCGACCCCAACGACGAUCUGACCCGCGAACUCGAGUUCUACCGCAUCGCCCGCACGGCGGUGCUCUCGGCCCGCGAUCUCCUCGAGUCCGAAGGUAUCCCCUUCUCCCGACCGGCCGACUAUUUCGCCGAGAUGGUCAAAACGGACGAGCACAUGGGACGGGUCAAGCAGAAGAUGUACGACGAGGCAGCGGGCAAGAAGGCCGCGGAGGAGGCGCGGAAGUUGCGCGACGCCCGCAAGUUCGGCAAGGCCGUGCAAGUCGCCAAAGAGCAGGAACGGGCCAAGGAGAAGAAAACCACGCUGGACAGGAUCAAGGAGUUGAAGAGGAAACGGAGAGGUGCCGACACCGGGAAAGUCGCCGAGGGGAAUGUGGACGACGAUCUCUUCCAGACGGUCGACGUCGAGAAGGCCGGCGCGAAGGACCGCUCCGGUCGCGAACGGGGACCCGGUUUCAAUGCGAAGAGGCAGAAGCGCGAUCAAAAGUACGGAUUUGGAGGCAAGAAGCGGCAUUCGAAGAGCGGUGACGCCGCUAGCAGUUCGGACAUGCGUGGCUUCUCGGCGGCGAGGAUGAAAGGAAAAGGAGGCAAGGUGAAAGCGAAGAGACCGGGCAAGAGCAGGAGGUCGGCCGCCCGGUGA